Alexandromys fortis (reed vole) is the source of this 541-nucleotide messenger RNA. It is a transcript of the gene Atox1, whose product is annotated as antioxidant 1 copper chaperone. The record is from RefSeq and is a predicted model, not a curated record. Gene Ontology annotation, molecular function: copper chaperone activity; metal ion binding. Lineage: Eukaryota; Metazoa; Chordata; Mammalia; Rodentia; Cricetidae. Gene Ontology annotation, cellular component: cytosol. Gene Ontology annotation, biological process: copper ion transport. The coding region runs from base 156 to 362 and encodes 68 amino acids. The transcript is spliced from 4 exons.
GGAGACUAAGCGGAGCCCAGCCCUAGGGCGGGGCCUAGCCGAAGGCGGGGUCGGCCUAAAGGUGGGGCUUCCAGGAACGCUCUCCGGAAGCCCAGCGUUGCUGCCCGGGAAAGGCGUUUCCAGUCGUCGUAGCCGUUGCCGGUGCCGCGUCAGUCAUGCCGAAGCACGAGUUCUCCGUGGACAUGACCUGUGAGGGAUGCGCCGAAGCAGUCUCCCGAGUCCUCAACAAGCUGGGAGGAGUGGAGUUCAACAUUGACUUGCCCAACAAAAAGGUUUGCAUUGAGUCUGAGCACAGCACCGACACCCUGCUGGCAACUCUCAACAAAACAGGAAAGGCCGUUUCCUACCUUGGCCCCAAGUAGCCAGAACCUUGGGCGAGUCCCUCUGGAUGUACUGAAGAGGCUGUUGAUCCGGUCUCCAAGCAGAUUUGGAACACCAACUGCUCAGUCCAGCUCAGCCAUGGAGUUCCUGCCCAGACAGGCCCUCCCCGGCCGGCUUCCUGCCAGAUUCCUUGCAAUAAAGUCAAGCUGCAUUUGUUGAA